Messenger RNA from Racocetra persica, 253 nucleotides. NCBI's taxonomy places the organism in Eukaryota, Fungi, Glomeromycota, Glomeromycetes, Diversisporales, Gigasporaceae. The record is from the annotation of a GenBank genome assembly.
GGUUAAAAGGCGAAAACUCCUUAUAAAUGCAUUGACCGUUAGACCAGAGUAUUUAAAAAAUCCUGCUAGUGAAAGUGGAUUAGUUUUAGACUAUCGCGAUUGGCAAUUACCACCGAAACAUUUCCAAAACAAGCUUACAUCAAAAUAUUCCGAUCUUUUUGCUAUCUCAGUGGAACAAGCAUUUUCACUUGUUUGUUUCCAUGUCAUUCCUAAUGAAAAAUCUCUUGAAACAUCAAAUGAGCUCACUGAAAAA